AUGGAUCUGCAAUACUCCACCUCGAUGAGGAUUGGUGAGUCCCCGUACUUUAUAGUACCAUAUACAAAUACGGCUCCAAACCCGAUAGUGUCGCGGACGAGACCGGGAAUCCACGAGAAGCGAAGAGAUGCCGAGCCUCGAGUCUAUUGCGAAUUGCCAUCCUUCCCGUCCUUCGACGAACCGAUACCGCCCGAAACAUCGCUCGAGGAGAUCUGCUCCAAAUACCCAAACCACCUUCGAGGUUCUUACCUUGACGCCUUCAUCCAGUGGCAUUGGUCUGGCACCGACAUGUACACUUGCUUGACCCAGGCGGCCAUCAACGACUUCAAGGCUUUCGGCAUCACGACCUGCAAGACCUUCGCGAACCGAGCCAACUUCUUGACGAAGAGACUCGACGCCCGACUGUCGGCACUUUCUGCAGAUGAAGUCACAGCGCUGUGUAUGGCUCCCAAGAUCCGACCCUGCAUGAUAAAUGGCACAGAGAAAUACGGCGCGUCCAAGCUGCAGGGCAAAUUCCACAACCCGAAUGCUCCGGCAAUUCGAAGAUACCCUCACCGCCACCGAGAUGGCAGGACUCCUGGAGUAUCGACAUUGAUGAAAACUUUUGUGCACAACAACCAGGAAUACCAGCUUUGGGAUUCAGCCAAGGAACUCCAGGGGUACAGCCAAAGCAUGGCAACUUACUGGGGUUAUCAACGGGCGCGCGCCGAAGAAAUCAUUGAUGCCGACCCCAAGUACUGUGCAAGCCGGGAAACUCGACGCAACAUACUCAUCCUGGAGAUGACAAAUUGGCCAUGCAAUGCUGCUACUGAGACGUUCUUCAGUUUCCAACAUAUUCAAGAUUGCCUUGCUUUCGAAAAUUUAAUCUUCGACUUGGUUGUGACGACUGUCACGGAUAUGCUGGGUUCUUCUCCGCCCGCGGAUAUAGCUCAUAACCUGCCAUUGGCUCGACAGUCUGCCGUUUCAUAUGUUCUCACAGCCCAGAAAGCCAGAUUGGCUAGAUUGAAAGGCGUGUUGACGGCCUCGCGGGCUGGACGAUCGACAGGCAGCCUGGUGGAUCAAGUCAUGUCGUGGAACACGGACUUUGAAUGGGAGGUCUCCUAUGCGACGGAAACAGACCGAAAGUCACAGGAGGAAGCUGUCCAUUCCCUCAACCAGAGCGACUUGGGAACAGAGGGAAGUCCACAUACAAGCGACCCCGUCACUCCGUUGAAACAAGAGACACCAGAUGCCACAACCGCAGUGCAGCCCGUCAAACGAGUGAGAUUUGCGGACACAGUCACCGAAUUCGAACCUGCAAAUCAAACAAGAGAUGUGGAUGUCGAAUUCGAGGAACUACAGCAGGACACAGAUGCAGGCAUGUUGUCGCCAGACUCAGACCUCAGUGUCCAUCACGCAAAUCCUGCGAUCGAGGGGGAAGAUGUGUUUUUUACACACCACCCACCGAUGCAAGUGCUACUCAAAGAGUUCGACCUGGACCGUCUGCCACUGACUCCUCUUCCAGAUUGUUUGGAUGUCCUGUUCGAUUUGGCAGCAGAGGACUACUCAGAUGUGUUUGAAGACAAUGAUCCCGAGUGUGCCAGGCUGUUUUCGGAGGCGGCGACUCAGCACGAUGUUGCGAUGAUCAUGACUGAAGACGAAACAACCAUGUCUUGGGAGCUGCCCGAGCUUGUCGAGAACGACCCAGACUGGUUGAGAGAGGCAAUAGGAAAUGCGCCGGAGAGGCUUGGAAAUGAGAUUGCGACGUUGCGGAAGCUGCAUGAGCUGGGCGACAACGAUCCAGACUGGUUGAAGGAGGUCAUAGGAACCCCGUCGGGGAGCCAGGAUGGAUACGCUUGA
Molecule: messenger RNA, 1839 nt
Organism: Fonsecaea erecta
Lineage: Eukaryota; Fungi; Ascomycota; Eurotiomycetes; Chaetothyriales; Herpotrichiellaceae
Exons: 1
Coding region: 1-1839 (612 amino acids)
Source: RefSeq, a predicted model, not a curated record